AAGAGGCAGUGCACAUGCUCAGAAAUGCUGCGCUGGGGCGGUGAGCGGUUUGCAGCGGCCAUUUCAAAGAGACGUCUCAAAGACGAGAGGAGAGAGAUCAGGGAGAAGCACCCGUUCCCAAGAUGCUGGCACCCUGCCUCCCGAGAAGGGCUGUCCUCACAGUUCCCUUCAUUCUUCUGGUUGCACUGAUCCUCACGGAGCCUGUUAGAGCCGAUCAAGAAGCAGGAACUGCCAUACCAGCUGAAAGCCGGCCCUGUGUUGACUGCCAUGCGUUCGAGUUCAUGCAGAGGGCUCUGCAGGAUUUAAAGAAAACAGCAUAUAAUCUAGACACACGGACAGAAACACUUCUUCUUCAGGUGGAAAAAAGAAAUCUGUGUGACUGUGUAGCUGCAAAUCUGCUAAACUGAAUUCUAGAGGCCAGCCAAGGAGUGUCACCUGUUCAGCCAUUUUAAAAAAGCAGCUGUAUAAAAUACAGCUUUAUGGAGUUCAUUUUGCAAACGUGUUUGCCCCAGUGUGCUG
Molecule: messenger RNA, 519 nt
Organism: Tinamus guttatus (white-throated tinamou)
Lineage: Eukaryota; Metazoa; Chordata; Aves; Tinamiformes; Tinamidae
Product: NELL2-interacting cell ontogeny regulator 1
Source: RefSeq, a predicted model, not a curated record